AUGGCGGACCAUGCCUCGAACUCCUUGAGGAUUGACACGUCGAAUGAACCUCCGACUCCUCCCAUCUUGGCCCUCUUCUUGGUCAACUUUGACCAUCGCAAAGGAUACACCCUAGGAUGGCAUAGAUCUGUUGACGACGUCCCCGUCGAGGGUGUUGUCGAGUUCAAGUCCCUACCGUCCGGUCUGCACAACGUCGAACAGGAUCUGGUAUACUUUAUCCACGAUGAUUAUGCUGGACUUAGCGCCUUCAUCAACAAGGCAGAUGAGCAGGCAGACCGUGCUGCCCGGAUGUUGGCGGUUGGUGCACUGGUACCAUUAGAACACGGUCGCAUGGGCCGGAUCUGGCGCCAUGCAGAGUCUCUGGUGGAGCUCUCAAGUGCACAAAUCGACAACCCGGGGAGUGUUACUGCUCUCGAAGAGUAUUGGGAGAAAUACAAGCUGCGGCCUGAGGAAGCAGCGCCGCAAACGCCUCUUGAGUCUGGAGAAGAGGACCCAACCCGCAGGCCCAAUGGGUACCAGAAGUCAAGGACAAUGUCCGCGGCGACAACCUUUAUCCAGCCACAUCAUGCGUUGACGCCUCAUCAUCCUGCGUUGACACUGGUGGAUUCUAUCAAGCUGUUUGGACCCCUGAUAUUUCCACUUUAUCGAGCAGCCCUACUUCGCAGACGCAUCUUGAUUGUCACAGAUGCCCCUGUUGAGUUCUGUUGCAAUCUUGUGCCGCAUGAAGCCGAUCCCCCUACUGCUCGCUUGCGUGCGCUGUUCACUGUUGGUGUAAUGGAUAUUCCCCAGCUCGAGCAGGCUCGAGCCGCCGGAAGCAACCACGGUUUUAUCGCUUGCACGACGGAUGAUGUGCUCACCUCAAAACCCGACCUCUAUGAUGUCCUUGUACUCAUGCCUAAAGCGGGCUUACAGGCUGCCUCAGGAAAAGUGUUUCCGCGAAUUAUUGUUUCAAGCCCAGAAUUGACCAAGGCUUUCCCCAAAGUUUCCAUCAAAGCUACCCAACGAGACUUUCGUCGGUUUGCAAACCUCAUGCGUGGUCUCCGGAGGCUAGAACCCAGUGAGACGGCUGUUACUGAUGAUGAAGCCUCAUCUGUUUCUUCACUUUCAUCCUCAAACUCGACCAACAAGUUAGUGGUGGAACCUCCAUCUUGGUCUCGAAUGGCAUACACCUCUUUCGUUUGGUGGGCUUCUGCUGGAGACCGCCGUGAAGGGUUUGCCGAGGGAGAAGAACAUGAGAUCGAACGAGACUCGACGCUGCUAUAUGGUGAAGACGAGGAGGAGCAGAGCCGUGAAGUUGCGGUGGUUGCAUACUUCCACCGCCUGACCGCGACCAUCUUUCAAACUGUCACAGCUGCCAUUUCAAGGGUAGACGGCAGUGCGGAGGCUGAGGGCAGGUACCACGACAAUGAUGAUGAUGACACCGAUGCAAACUCCAAUGGUCAGAUGGGCCAGCAAGAUAGCCAGCCUUUGUUGGCCGAACACGCCGCGGAGGCCAAUAUCGAGAUCAAUCACGAAGACAUGCUGGACUUGGGGUUGGACAGCUGGAGCGCGUCAGACAAACGAUUUGUGGAAGCAUUAUCAAUGCUCUGGUGGGAAAGACAAGCAACGGUGCGACCAGUGUCCAUUGACUGUUGUGGACUUCGCCUACUCUGA
Molecule: messenger RNA, 1653 nt
Organism: Fonsecaea monophora
Lineage: Eukaryota; Fungi; Ascomycota; Eurotiomycetes; Chaetothyriales; Herpotrichiellaceae
Exons: 6
Coding region: 1-1653 (550 amino acids)
Cellular component (GO): lipid droplet
Source: RefSeq, a predicted model, not a curated record